AGGCGGUGGGGGGGAUCCAGAAGUAAUAAGAUGCUAAUGAAGCGCGAAUAAAGCCCCGGCGGCGCCCCGCGCCCCUCGCGGAAGCCACACUCCGCGGCACUCCAGGCGCACGCCGGGGGCCGCCCCGCGUCCCAGCAUCCCCGCCCGAUCUCGGCGUUUCCGACCCCGCCCUCCCACCCGCUCAGACAGGGUUACCAGCCCGGCAGGAAGCGGCCCGUCCCGGCCCCGGAACCGCCGCCACUUGCCUCUGCCCAGCUGCUGCCCUCCCCGGGAGCCCCAGGGAGGCCUCCAUGGCUUCACCCACCUCCACCAACCCAGCGCAUGCCCAUUUUGAGAGCUUCCUGCAGGCCCAGCUGUGCCAGGACGUGCUGAGCAGCUUCCAGGAGCUAUGUGGGGCCCUGGGACUGGAGCCCGGUGGGGGGCUGCCCCAGUACCACAAGAUCAAGGACCAGCUCAACUACUGGAGUGCCAAGUCACUGUGGACCAAGCUGGACAAGCGAGCAGGCCAGCCUGUCUACCAGCAGGGCCGGGCCUGCACCAGCACCAAGUGCCUGGUGGUGGGUGCCGGACCUUGUGGGCUGCGGGUCGCUGUGGAGCUGGCACUGCUGGGUGCCCGAGUGGUGCUGGUGGAAAAGCGCACCAAGUUCUCUCGCCACAACGUGCUCCACCUCUGGCCCUUCACCAUCCACGACCUGCGGGCACUUGGUGCUAAGAAGUUCUACGGGCGCUUCUGCACUGGCACCCUGGACCACAUCAGCAUCCGGCAGCUCCAGCUGCUUCUGCUGAAGGUAGUAUUGCUGCUGGGGGUGGAAAUUCACUGGGGUGUCACUUUUACUGGCCUCCAGCCCCCUCCCAGAAAGGGGAGUGGCUGGCGUGCCCAGCUCCAACCCAACCCCCUUGCCCAGCUGGCCAACUAUGAAUUUGACGUCCUUAUCUCCGCUGCAGGAGGUAAAUUCGUCCCUGAAGGCUUCAAAGUUCGAGAAAUGCGAGGCAAACUGGCCAUUGGCAUCACAGCCAACUUUGUGAACGGACGCACCGUGGAGGAGACACAGGUGCCGGAGAUCAGUGGUGUAGCCAGGAUCUACAACCAGAGCUUCUUCCAGAGCCUUCUCAAAGCCACAGGCAUUGAUCUGGAGAACAUUGUGUACUACAAGGAUGACACCCACUACUUUGUGAUGACAGCCAAAAAGCAGUGCCUGCUGCGGCUGGGGGUGCUGCGCCAGGACUGGCCAGACACCGAUCGGCUGCUGGGCAGUGCCAAUGUGGUGCCCGAGGCUCUGCAGCGCUUUGCCCGGGCAGCUGCUGACUUUGCCACCCAUGGCAAGCUCGGGAAACUAGAGUUUGCCCAGGAUGCCCACAGGCAGCCUGAUGUCUCUGCCUUUGACUUCACAAGCAUGAUGCGGGCAGAGAGUUCUGCUCGUGUGCAAGAGAAGCAUGGCGCCCGCCUGCUGCUGGGACUGGUGGGGGACUGCCUGGUGGAGCCCUUCUGGCCUCUGGGCACUGGAGUGGCGCGGGGUUUCCUGGCAGCCUUUGAUGCAGCCUGGAUGGUGAAGCGGUGGGCAGAGGGCGCUGAGCCCCUAGAGGUGUUGGCUGAGCGUGAGAGCCUGUACCAGCUUCUAUCACAGACAUCCCCAGAAAACAUGCAUCGCAAUGUGGCCCAGUAUGGGCUGGACCCAGCCACCCGCUACCCCAACCUGAACCUCCGGGCAGUGACCCCCAAUCAGGUACGAGACCUGUACGACGUGCUAACCAAGGAGCCUGUGCAGAGGAAUGACAAGACAGAUGCAGGGAUGCCAACCACCGGGUCGGCAGGCGGGUCGGCAGGCGGGUCGGCAGGCACCCAGGAGGAGCUGCUACGCUGGUGCCAGGAGCAGACAGCUGGGUACCCGGGAGUCCACGUCUCCGAUUUGUCUUCCUCCUGGACUGAUGGGCUAGCUCUGUGUGCCCUGGUGCACCGGUUGCAGCCUGGCCUGCUGGAACCCUCAGAGCUGCAGGGGCUGGGGGCUCUGGAAGCAACUGCCUGGGCACUAAAGGUGGCAGAGCAUGAGCUGGGCAUCACACCGGUGGUGUCUGCACAGGCCGUGGUGGCAGGGAGCGACCCACUGGGCCUCAUUGCCUACCUCAGCCACUUCCACAGUGCCUUCAAGAGCACGGCCCACAGCCCAGGCCCUGUCAGCCAGGCCUCCCCAGGGACCUCCAGUGCUGUAUUAUUCCUUGGUAAACUUCAGAGGACCCUGCAGCGGUCCCGGGCCAAGGAAAAUGCAGAGGAUGCUGGUGGCAAGAAGCUGUGCUUGGAGAUGGACGCCGAGACCCCAAGUACUGAGGUGCCACCUGACCCAGAGCCUGGUGUACCCCUGACACCCCCAUCCCAACACCAGGAGGCUGGUGCCGGGGACCUGUGUGCACUUUGUGGGGAACACCUGUAUGUCCUGGAACGCCUCUGUGUCGACGGCCAUUUCUUCCACCGGAGCUGCUUCCGCUGCCACACCUGUGAGGCCACACUAUGGCCAGGUGGCUACGAGCAGCACCCAGGAGAUGGACAUUUCUACUGCCUCCAGCACCUGCCCCAGCCAGACCACAAAGAAGAAGGCAGUGAUGGAGGCCCCGAGAGUCCGGAGCUCCCCACACCAAGUGAGAAUAGCAUGCCACCAGGCCUCUCAACUCCCACAGCCUCGCAGGAGGGGGUCGGUCCUGUUCCAGAUCCCAGCCAGCCCACCCGUCGGCGGAUCCACCUCUCCAGCCUAGAGCGCCAGCGGUUGUCCUCCCUUAACCUUACCCCUGACCCGGAAAUGGAGCCUCCACCUAAGCCCCCCCGCAGCUGCUCCGCCUUGGCCCGCCACGCCCUGGAGAGCAGCUUUGUGGGCUGGGGCCUGCCAGCCCAGAGCCCUCAAGGUGCUGGAGGCAGUAGAAUUUCUCAGUUCUUCUUCUCAGCUCUUGCGGCCAUGGAGAAGGAGGAAGAAGAGAGUUCCUCCUCCAGUGAAGAGGAAGAAGAUGUACCUUUGGACUCAGAUGUGGAACAGGCCCUGCAGACCUUUGCCAAGACCUCAGGCACCAUGAAUGACUACCCAACAUGGCGUCGGACUCUGCUGCGCCGUGCGAAGGAGGAGGAGAUGAAGAGGUUCCGCAAGGCCCAGACCAUCCAACGGCGACUAAAUGAGAUCGAGGGUGCCCUGAGGGAGCUAGAGGCCGAAGGCGUGAAGCUGGAGCUGGCCCUGAGGCGCCAGAGCAGUUCCCCAGAACAGCAAAAGAAACUAUGGGUAGGACAGCUGCUACAGCUCGUUGACAAGAAAAACAGCCUGGUGGCUGAGGAGGCUGAGCUCAUGAUCACGGUGCAGGAGUUGAACCUGGAGGAGAAACAGUGGCAGCUGGACCAGGAGCUACGAGGCUACAUGAACCGGGAAGAAACCCUAAAGACAGCUGCUGAUCGGCAGGCUGAGGACCAGGUCCUGAGGAAGCUGGUGGAUUUGGUCAACCAGAGAGAUGCCCUCAUCCGCUUGCAGGAGGAGCGCAGGCUCAGCGAGCUGGCCUUGGGGAUAGGGGCCCAGGGCUAGAAGAGGGUGGACUGUCUGCUUUCGUUCUCACAAGGAAAACACCUCACCCCAGCACAGUGCCACCCCUGUUCAUCUGGGCUGCCUGGCAGAGAGCCUUGCUGUUUACAAUUAAAAUGUUUCUGCCACAAA
Cercocebus atys (sooty mangabey) is the source of this 3680-nucleotide messenger RNA. It is a transcript of the gene MICAL1, whose product is annotated as microtubule associated monooxygenase, calponin and LIM domain containing 1. The record is from RefSeq and is a predicted model, not a curated record. NCBI's taxonomy places the organism in Eukaryota, Metazoa, Chordata, Mammalia, Primates, Cercopithecidae. Bases 291 to 3551 code for a protein of 1086 amino acids. The transcript is spliced from 25 exons. Gene Ontology annotation, molecular function: protein binding; FAD binding.